AGGCGCCCGAAGUUUGGAGGCGGCCAAAGACGAGAAGCUAGCGACCUCUUCUUCCUUGUCCGCUCUUAAGGACGAUCUCGCAACGGCCAACAUGCGUCGCUAGCAGUUGCUGAAGGAAUGCGAAGACCCCAAAUGGAGGCGUCCAAGGAGGUGGCGUGGCUCCAAGGCUCCUUGGAUGACGAGUGCCUCAAAUGCCAAGCCGAGUGUGAAGCUCGGUGGGAGGAGGAGCGAAAGGGUUAUGUGGAAGAGCUUACCCUAGAUUCUGAAAAAGAGGCGUUGUCGAAAGAAGUGGGUGCCCAGGCCAUCGAGAUUGACCUCCUCGUGGUUCCAAGUCCCACACCCCAAUUCUAAGUACAAUGUUCACAAUAUCAAUACCAUUACACCCCAAAUUUAGACCCGCAACAACAUGCACCAUAAAAACCUCAACACAGCCAAUAAACCAAACAUCAAAUCGAAUAAAUAACAACUCGCAAACCAUCGAGCACCCUAGGUUAAGAUAUGAGAUAGUUAGCAAGUAUUCACCAUGCUUCUAGCUUCCCCCUCGCUAGAACAAGCUAAAACCCCUAGGCUGCUAAUCAAGAAAAGUACUCAAA
This is a messenger RNA of Linum trigynum, 593 nucleotides long. NCBI's taxonomy places the organism in Eukaryota, Viridiplantae, Streptophyta, Magnoliopsida, Malpighiales, Linaceae. The record is from the annotation of a GenBank genome assembly.